This is a messenger RNA of Conger conger (European conger), 5347 nucleotides long. It is a transcript of the gene znf648, whose product is annotated as zinc finger protein 648. Gene Ontology annotation, molecular function: DNA-binding transcription factor activity, RNA polymerase II-specific; RNA polymerase II cis-regulatory region sequence-specific DNA binding. Gene Ontology annotation, cellular component: transcription regulator complex; PcG protein complex. The record is from RefSeq and is a predicted model, not a curated record. NCBI's taxonomy places the organism in Eukaryota, Metazoa, Chordata, Actinopteri, Anguilliformes, Congridae. The transcript has 3 exons. Bases 440 to 1726 code for a protein of 428 amino acids. Gene Ontology annotation, biological process: regulation of transcription by RNA polymerase II.
UGUUAAAUUCGCUCGUUUGCCGUUUGGGGUUCAGUUUGGCAUCGCUUAACUUGCCCUAGUCUAUAUUCUAUAUAUACAGACUUGCAGGCACUGUUAUAUAUUAAUCAAUAAAUAUGACAGUGGAAAGACAGGGAAGCUAUAGGCUACGGUGAUGUAUUUAAGUACAGUUCUAGGACAUUCCUGGCUAUUACCGUUCAAUCGAAAGCAGCGUGAGUGAAACUGUUCCAAAAUGCCCAGACUAUGUGGAAAGUUUAAACAGCUCUGGGGCAAGUUUAAACAGCGUCCGAAAUAUCGGAAAACGGACUGGAAAAUGGGUUUUUGAUACAAGUCAAAGGUUGUGAAAUGGAAAUUAACCACAAAAUAAGACAGUUGUGAAGAGAAAUCAUAUUCACUGCACUUGGCCCCAGUAGGAAUAAAUUCAGGCUCCAAAAAAUGUACGAUGGCUGAACAGAUGCAAGCAGAGCUCAGACUUGUACUGGAGGGGAAUUCAAAGAGUUUUAAUGAUGAGGGUUAUUCACAGGGAAGAAACAAAACAGCUUGUGGUAGGGAUGAGAUUGUUUACCCUCUGUCCAAGAACAUCACAUUUAUCAAUGCUGAGGGACUAGUAGGACACUACCCUCUACCCUUGUCUUUAGCCAGCAGCACCAGUGGGUCAGAUUUCUCCAUUUCUGAUGACUCACCUGACUGGACACUACCUGACAAAUUUAGUAGAAUGGUCUCUGAAGAGGAGAGAGGCACAUGUAGUCGUGACCAUGUUCAGAGCAUGUCAGCUGGUCCCAUCAAAUACAGCUUGAUAACUCAACAAGAUGGGGACCAGAGCAGCCACCGGAAACCUACCUCAGAUGAGCAUUCAAUGAUGGGGACCCAAAAUGGUGGACCAAAUGUAGAAAAAACUGUGGAAGAGCAGACGACCCCAAUUGUGCUUCCUGCUAUAAAGAAACAGGGUGUCCAGGGAGACAAUGUGAACCGUCCCUACAAGUGCUCACACUGCGACUGGGCUUUCAAAAAGUUAAGCAACCUACUGAGCCACAUUGAUACGCACAGAGGUCUGAAGCCCCACGUGUGCGAGCAAUGCGGCAAGGCCUACUCCCACCAAGGCACUCUGCAGCAGCACAAACGCCUGCACACGGGAGAGAGGCCCUACCUGUGCCCCUUCUGCGACAGGACCUACAUCUGGUCGUCGGACUACCGCAAACACAUCCGCACCCACACGGGUGAGAAGCCCUACGUCUGCGGGUCGUGCGGGAAGGACUUUGUGCGCUCGUCCGACCUGCGCAAGCACGAGCGCAACAUACACACCAACAACAAGCCCUACCCCUGCCCGCAGUGCGGCAAGACCUUCAACAAGCCCCUGUCCCUGCUCCGCCACCAGCGCACCCACCUCGGGGAGAAGCCCUUCAGCUGCCCGGACUGCGGGAAGGCCUUCGCCGUGGCCAGCCGCAUGGUGGAGCACCAGAAGACCCACCGGGGCGUGCGGCCGUACACCUGCCACGUGUGCCUCAAGGCCUUCACCAAGUCCUCCAACCUGCUGGAGCACCAGACCCUGCACAGCGGCUUGCGGCCUCACAAGUGCUCCGAGUGCGGGGUGGCCUUCGCCAUGGCCUCCCGCCUGGCUCGACACCAGCGCGUCCACACGGGGAAACAGCCGUUCGGAUGCCCCCGGUGCGGCAGAGCCUUCAGCCGUCCCAGCGCGCUCAAGCGCCACCAGGAGCAGCUCUGCGGUUAGCGCGCGUUGCGGCCGCGCUCCGUCGAACCGCAGGGUCCUUGGGUGUCAUCGGCUUCUCACGCUUUCAGCAGCUGGCCUAAGCCACACACACCUGCUACUGGCAAAGAACAGAGAAUCUUCAAAUCCAUCAUCCUGCUAUGCAGAGUAAUCCUAGUAAAUCUCAAAGUGUUAAAUUGAUAAUUGGUUGGGAUUGAAAUACUUUCCUACGCUUUUCUGAGCUUGUCUGGUGUUGUGAAAUACUUUCAAAAAGAGCAAACCCUGCAUUCUGGUCUUCUUGGUUGACUCAGUUGCUCCAGGUAAGAUCAGUUGAGCAUAGAAAAGUAUUUGAACCCAUUGUUUUAAGAACAAAUUAAUGAAACGUAUAAGUCUGUCAUUAAUUUCCAGAGGCAAUGGGCUAAUAUUCAUAUUUACAGCAUAAUUAUAAGUAUAAGUGCAAAGAGGACCUGAGAGGACAGUACAGUUCCAAGUCCUAAUGUAAACAUACAGAUAAUCAGAACCCUUGAAGAGUACAAUCAACUUCCAAACUAGCAUGCCACAGUUGGCAGCUAGAAUACCCUGAGUACAACAAUACAACAGCCAAUAAAACAACAACAAUAUCUAUACAAGUAACAAUAUCUAUACAAUCUAUACAUAAGUGCCAUUACAGUCUAAGGCUAAUCAUGGUGGUGAGUUAGGGAGGGAAAGGUGUAGCCUGAAGAGAUGUGUCUUCAGUCUGCGCUUGAAGGAGGUCAGAGACUCUGCUGUUCUGAGGUCAUUCCACCACCGUGGGACCAGGACAGACAGCAGUCGUGAGCGUGAAGUGCAGGUGUGGCGAGGGGGAGGCGCCAGACGGCACAAAGUGGCAGAACGGAGGGGUCUUGUUGGUGUAUAGGUCUUGAUAAGGGAUUGAAUAUAUACAGGGGCUGAUCCCUUAACUGCCUGGUAUGCGAGCACCAAAGUUUUAAAUUUGAUGCGAGCCAUAACAGGCAGCCAGUGGAGGUUGCUGAGCAGGGGGGUGACAUGUGAAUGUCUGGGAACAUUGAAUACCAGACGGGCUGCAGCAUUCUGGAUCAGUUGUAGGGGUCUGAUGGCAGAUGCGGGAAGGCCAGCCAGCAGAGAAUUGCAAUAGUCCAGGUGGGACUAAGGAAGUCCUGAGAAUCCUACCUUCUGGAGGUGCCAGAUUUCUUCAUGGUUUUGUUUAGUUGUCAAAUACCAGUUCCAACCCACAGGGCAAUAUUUAAUGUGUGAUAGCUGUGUUAGGGAGGGUUCUGUCAGCCAGAAUCCCUGUGUCAUUGGUCUCCAGCAACCCAUACAGGUCAGUUGGGCACCUGCAGUUCACUAAAGCUGCGAAUGAAGUGUCUUCUCCCAUCGCACGUCUGUGCAAACUUGGCUGGUUUGGGUGAAUAGAAGCAAUUGGUGACAUCACAGGUGAAGAGUGUGCAUGCUUGUCUUAACUCUCCCUCAGCUGUGGAGAUUGCAGCAUCAGAGUAGUUGUAUAUGAUUGGGCAUUCCAAAUUUGGGAGAAAAUGUCUUAAGAAGAGAUCAUGAAGCAAUUCAAACGCAGCAUCGUCUGCUUUCCUGUACUGUAAUUGAACAAGAAAAAUACAACACGGGAAAUAAUUUAUAUGUAUAUAAAUAAUAUAUAGUCCACACUAUGACAGGAAGGGUCCUUUCUUAAACUUAGCAAUGUACUUAAAAUAUGUAUAAAAAGUAUAAGUGUAUAGAUAGUUUCUUAGAAUACACAAUUUACUUAUUUUCUAAAUAGAUUUUUUCCAUUUGAACACAAAAACACAUGUACAUACACACACACACAGUGAGAGCAGGCUGAAUAAUAUGGAUAAGGCUCUCCUGGAGUGUGCUUGUUUCCUUGCUUCUUUGCCAAGACGUGUAACCUGAGCCCUAGCACCAUGCAAGUGACAGCUGUUGGUGCAUCAUUGCAUCUUAAUUUAGUGGUUAGCUUAGUUUCGAUGUAGGUUUGUUGUGCUACAACCCUAUGGUAUGGAAGACAUGUUGAUCUUUUCCAAGUUCUUAUUACAAACCUUAUUUGCACAUUCAUCUAAUAUUUAUGGGUAUCAGGUACCAAAUGUACACCCUGAAAUUUUCAGUUUAUACUUGAUUCAGAUGAUUACCUGGGGGUUGUCAGAAUGGAAACCAACGGAACAGUAAUGCCAUGGCGAAAAAGAUGAUAAUAAACUUUUGGUAUUAGUUUUGUCGAUAUGUUCAGAUUCAUUUAAUUAUAUAAUUAUUCGUGUGAUUAAUGCUUGGAAUUUGCUGAACUUAAUGAAAACAUUAGGUGGGACAAAUUUCUCAGGUUAUUAAAAUAGGAUGACGACAGACUGCUGAAUUCAUGUCCUCCUAGUCCUCCUCCAUAAACUCCAAUGAGCACUUUAUUAGGUUACAGAAACAUAAAUAACCACACAUUACAAUAGUGGUUUGCAGAAGAGCAUCAAAAUGCCUCAAAACUCUUGCGUGGAUAGGCUACAGCAGCAGAAGUCUAAAAAAUAAGUAUAAUAAAUACCUAAUACAGUGCUCACUGAGUGUGAUAAAAAACAGUUCCAGUUUGGAACCAGUAUAUAUAAGCAGGGUUUUCCCCAAAGAAUGUGGUGCACCACUCUGUUCCCUCACUUAAUCUAUAAAACGUCUUGAAGAAAUAUUAUGAAAUACAUACUGAUCUUAAUGGACCAGUUGUUAGUGUAAAGGUACACAAAAGUCUUGGUUUGGUUUUGACUUCACAGUUCAGUAUGCAUUUUUGGUACAGCAGAAAAAAGUAAGGAAGAAAUGCUGUAGAAAGCUGCUUUUAUUUAUUAUGAAAUAUAAAAGAAACCAGUCGGCCUCAAACUGGGGAAAGGUACAAAAGCUCCAUUGCCCUCCUCCGUGACCUCCAAAACCAGCCCCCCUCCCUUGGCCCAAGGACCCUGAUCAUGAUAUAUAUGAAGGGAACAGGAUAUUCAGCCCAUCUCGGCUCAUCAUCUGCCUACUGACUGUAACGUGUCUAGCUCUGCAUUAUGCCAAAACGUGAAUGCCCCAAGGGCUUGUCACACCUGAUGGCAAUUUGACAGGGUUGCAGCUCAUCCAGAAUGCUCCCACUCAUCCGAUCCACAGCCUCUCAUGGCAAGUUCCCUCCCAGCCCCCUGUGUGUCUGCACGUCCAUGGUGGUCGAAUGAGCUUCCUACUGCAGUCAGAACAGCAGAAACCCUACCCAUUAUCGAUACAGACUAAAGGCUCUCCUAACCAUUUGACAUAUUCUUCUUCCUCUUCCUUUCUUUAGUUUUUUUUAAUGUAUGUAUUUAUUUCCGAUAACGUUAUAGGUAUAGCUGGCUAAGGUUAUAUUUAUCACCAUACUUUGUUGUUACAAAGUUGUUGGUUAGGUUAAUAUUACACUUGUGAUUAUCAAUGGGUCCCCAUGCUUUCAUGGUGAUAUCACAUUAUUGUAUUCCUGAGAGUAACAGGUGUUCUACUACUGUUUGUUGCUCUGGAUAAAAUUUAUGCAAUUUACUAUGUGUCAGAUAUUAGCUUCAUAAUCUGAUUCAUGUUUGUAAUUACACACUGAUCAUUCAUUUUCAUCUCAGAACAUCAAGAUUAUAAUUUCACCUCCUGACUUAAACAUUGUUAUUUGAGCUCAAUAAAACAUAAUAUAUUUGA